CAAAUGUCAAAAAUUAUGAUGGUUACAGGAAAACAGGGUUGAAUAAUUUAUUUUAACUUAUUUUGUCCGUGUAUUAAAUAAUUUAUGAAUAACAGAAACGUUGUCUCGUUUUCUUACACUAUUGUAAAUUGGUAAUAUUUAUAAUUUGGUAAGUCCACGACCCGUGUGAUAAGAGAUGAUAAAAUGGCCUACGAGAAUUGGUUGAGUCGUAGGAAAGGUAAACAAAGCGGCAAUUUAUUUAAAUUGGACAGCAACAAAAGUAAUGAAGAAAAUAUAAAAGAAAUUAUUCAAGGGCUAUAUCUAAAGAAACCUUAUCAAAAUGAUGUUUCACCUACCAAUAAAAAUGUACAAUCAGAAAUUAAAUUAGGCCUCCGGGGCAUGCCAAGAAACAGUUCUGACAGCCGCAGAUUGUCCUACUUAAAUGCCUUAGUCACACUUUUAUGUAAGGAAGAUAGAUUUAAUUUGGGAUUCACUAGUGAUGAGUUAAUGACAUGUAUUCGAGUAAGCUUAGUGGAUGAAUCUAUGGUAGUAAGAGCAGCAGGUUUGAGGGUCUUACGAUAUUUAAUAAAGACUGAAAGUGACGUAGCAACUUUUAAUACACUAAAGUUGCAAUACCUUGUCACUAGAUCCAUAGACCUGAUGCUUCGUAAUGAGGAAGAACGAGCACAAGCACUUCGUGUAGUAAGAAGAGUGGUUGCUGUGGUGGGUGCCGCAGUAGGGCAAUCCAUGUUGCGUCAUCGAGCGGUUUAUGUAGACCAGGGCUUACUGCGCUGUCUUAUUGCUGUCACACGCUCAGGAAACACCGGUGACGGAACAGGGGACAGGCUAUCAAGACCUGCUAUAGCAACCCUAGCAGAAAUAUGUGUGUUAAAUCCAGAAUUGUUCAUUAUGUGUGGGGGCGUGACGGCGGUGACACGCCAGUUGGCCGAGUGCGCCACUCCCCGAAUGGCCGAAGCCCUCUGUGGGGUGUUGCUGCACACGCUAAACGACCCCGUCUCGCGGUUCGCGGCGAGAAUCGACCUCACGUGUCUCAGCUCUCCCUACUGCGACUUCCAUUUUCGACCAGCGGGGACUGACACUAGCAGAGACGAGCGCGAGAUGCGCUUCACGUGCAGCCGGCUGGCGCUGCUGUGCGCGCUGCGCAGCUGGCCGGGGCUGCUGCACUUCUGCCAGCCGCGCGGCGCCGGCCUGCCCGCGCUCGUGGCCGCGCUCUAUCUGCCGCGCCUCGAGGUCCGAAAAGCUAUACUGGAUUUGCUGUAUGAACUAGUUGGAUUGCCACAGCCAGAAUGGACAGAUGAGAUUUCGGUAGCUCUAGAUGCUGUAGAUCCAUCUGACUUCCAGGAUUCCUGGCGACUAAACGAAGGGUUUGUUGCCGCGGAAGGCACUGCCAUACUACCCCAUCUAAGCGCUACUGGACCUGAUAUUAGUGAAAUUCAUCUCGCUCUAUUGCUUCAGUGCUUUUUAGAGGCUGGAUUAUUAGACGGGUUAGCCGAAGUUAUCGUAACGAGUGACACGUUUAUAUCAGUCAGAGCGACUGUGUUACUAGGCCAACUAUUACAUUUAGUUCAUUUAUUCGUACCAUCUCAAAUAUGUAGCGUGACGCCCGCAUUACCGUCGCUGAUGUCUCAGGCGUCGGCGGGCAAGCCGCAGGCACUUGCGGCCAUCGCUGCCUUACGCAGGCUCCACUCGAUGCUUGAAGCGCGACCGGCCAGCAGCAGUUUGUUCCUAGACCACAUCAUACAGUACUGCAGCGGCGCGUUCAAAGAGAAAGUCGAGGACACCACCAAAAGCAGAAAGGAGAAAGACAACGCGAACAUGGCGAAACCCAAAAACGACAACGCCCUGCACAAAGACAACAGCAGCGAGUUUCUUGACUACUCGGACAACGAGAACGAACCGAAGAGGCAUAGCGUCGGCUCGCGCGCAGAUGUCUCCAACAGAAACGUCAGUGCGUUAGUGAAAAGCAAAAGUGUCAGUUCUCGGACUAGUGCGGCAGUGAGCAAAGUGACUAAAUCGGCCAAACUGAACAGACUCAAACUCUUCGAACGGGACAGCGAUAGUUUAAUUCGAAACACGUUAGUGAUGCAAAACAAGGACGGCAACACUUGGGAUUGGGAGAUAAUUCGGACUAUAUUGAAGGAAACCGACAGUGCUCCGUUACUGAAUCUGAACGACAGUGGUCACAGGGCGUGGGUGGGGCGCAUCAUCAACUACCUGAAGCCAUCAUCGAAUAAGUAUUCCCACACCGACCUGUCGACCACGGGCCACGGUCACUCGGCCACGCGGGCUGGUUGCCAGCUGAUAAGGCAUCUAUUGAGGCAUAAUGAUCCUGACUGCCACAGGAUGCUAGAGGAAUUGUUUUACGACGUGAGCCGUCAAAUCGAAGCGAUCGAAACCGGCAUCAAAGCCCACGGCUGCCUCUUCAGUCCUCAGCACAUGUGUAACACGAUGUGUCAGAUGUACUUCCUUUUCAUUGGGCAACUAUGCCACUCGCACACUGGCCUAAGACUUUUUAAGGAGACUAGGUUGUACGAAAAUCUGUUAGAACUAUCAACGAAAACACACCACAGUUGCUAUGUAAAGUUAGUUAUAUCAAGUUUAGACUAUACCCUGGAUUCCUAUCCUCGCGACAUUCUUGCCAAGACCCUAACCUGCAGCAUCCAAGCAUCAAGACUAUACACGACACAGUUCCUAAAUGUGUUGCUGCGGGCGUCACGAAAGUCGCACGAUUUGGUUCGGAGGAAGACGAAAUUGAAGAAGAACUUCAUUCAAGAACAAGUGAAGCCGCCGCAUAGAGACGACGGCGAUGUUAACGUCGGUGUGGAUAUGGACACGUGGAUAUUGCAGAUGUUGGUUGGACAGGUGAAGGAUGAGUCCAAACAAGUUGUGAAAACGUCGCUAGCCAUUUUAGAAGAAGCCUACAGUGUGCCUGUUUACUUCGACAAGCUGAUGUCGAUGAAAGAGGUGCUCUGUCAGAACUGCAGACUCGACAAAGCGGCGGAGCCGGGCUCGCUCGAUUUCGCAGCGGUCGGCGACAGAGGCUACCUGCUAUGGCUUGGGCUGGAAGUGGCCGCAGCCUCUCACACCUCUGAUGUCAAGUCUGUGGCCUUUCUGAAGAAACACUUGGAGUUCUGGACGAAGUUUUAUAACUACAGAUACGUGCGUCUAGUGGAAGCCAGCGUGCACGAAGCGCUAACUCUGAAUGAAGCGGCAGGUCAACGUCCUGCCCCCCGCGCCCGCCGCGCCGCGCGCCCGCCGCCCCACCUGCACGCCGCGCUGGCUGCGCGCGCGCCGCCCGGCCUAGCACGAGCUUUGUUAGCUACCGUGCUACCCAUGCAUUAUAAGAUAUUACAACGCCAAAAAUGUGCAACCGAGCAAGAGAUCGUUGACCUGAAAGCGUCACUUUGGGCAGUAGGCAAUACCGCAGUGACCCCUCAGGGUUUACAGCAGCUGAUGAAUCUGUCCAACAACUACUUAGAAGACUCAGUCCCUGUGCACAUAGUCCGCUUGGCUAAGUACAGCCCUGUAUACUCAGUUAGGGCCACGGCGUUCUAUGUGCUCGGGCUUAUAGGCAGCACUUAUGACGGAGCCAAUUUGCUUGCUGAACUAGGUUGGCUUUGCGUGAGGCACACACGACACGAUCAGUUUCCCGUGAUCCCCGAAGAGUUUUAUCCAGCUGUAUACGACUCGAGCGGCAACCAAUACUUCGUGACCUCACCCGAUCGCCGAUUCAACUACGAUGCGGAUAUCAGCGAACACUCCGACCACACAGACCAAAGCACAGCAGAAAGCCUCCACUCUGACAUAACGAAACACCUCAUCAAAGUUGGAUCUAUACUAACAGAACACGCCGAAGUGAAAGAUAUCGAUGUAGUAGACUACAAAAGCAACUUCACGAUCGAAGGUCGAAGGGAGCCGGAUAAAAGGAAAUCUCACACUUUACCCACUCAAGGCUGUAGCACGUCACACGACCGUCCGAUGCUCUCCGAGUCUCGGACUGUAGAUAUACUGAGAGACUGUUUAAAUUAUGAAAGACAGAACCGGCUGCUUAUAGGCAGGAUGAACUCCCUCGAAUAUGCCCACGAAGGUCGCGUCAGGAAUACCAGCGAGUCCAGUACCAGCGGUGUGAGCAGUUGCGAUUCGUUCCUUGGGAAAUAUGCUAUUCCUGAUAGGAUCUUGACUCUCAGUCCUAUACCGAGUUCAUCAAGUCUAUACGGCAUGAAAAGUAAUAGCAGUUCACAUCGCGCAAAGAUAUCUGAACUCCAACGACGGACAUCUACCUCAAGUUUCACUGGUCCAGAUGUGGCAAGCUCUCCGCCCAGUCAAGCAGACAUAACUGGGUUUGCGACGCUAAAGUCUUUGAACAGACGGCCUCAUUUAUCGGAAAGUGCUGCAACUGGAUCAAGUGACUUGGAUGACUUGAGCUGGCUGUUAUCAGAAAGCAACAGAAGGUCGAAACCGUUUUCCUCUCUCAGGGAUAGAGCGAAAUCUACAAGAGAAAGGAUGACGAAGUUAAGCCUUCUAGAAUACGACUGGAAGCCCCUCGGCUCAGACGCAGGGCGGCAGUCGCCGGCGCGGCCGCGGCAGAGGCGCUCCAGCGUGCCCCCGCCCGCGCCCCGCCCGCCGCCGCCGCCCGCAUACAUCGGCAUCUGUCUACCAAGGGACCUGACGGAGCUGUUCCCGAGCAUAUCACAAUAUGACUGGAAGCCCCUCGGGUCAGACGUGUGGUGGCAGUGGCGCUCCAGCGUGCCCCCUCCCGCGCCCCGCCCACCGCCGCCGCCCGCCUACAUCGGCAUCUGUUUACCAAGGGACCUGACCGAGCUGUUCCCGAGCCUAUCACAAUAUGACUGGAAGCCCCUCGGGUCGGUCGCGGGGCGGCAGAGGCGCUCCAGCGUGCCCCCGCCCGCGCCCCGCCCGCCGCCGCCGCCCGCAUACAUCGGCAUCUGUUUACCGAGGGACUUGACGGAGCUGUUCCCGAGCUUACCACAAUAUGACUGGAAAACCCACAAGUCGGACGCGGGGCGGCAGAGACGUAGCCACGUGCCUCCGUCCGCGCCCCGCCCGCCGCCGCCGCCCGCAUACAUCGGCAUCUGUUUACCGAGGGACUUGACGGAGCUGUUUCCGAGCUUACCACAAUAUGACUGGAAAACCCACAAGUCGGACGUGUGGUGGCAGAGGCGCUCCAGCGUGCCCCCGCCCGCGCCCCGCCCGCCGCCGCCGCCCGCAUACAUCGGCAUCUGUUUACCGAGGGACCUGACGGAGCUGUUCCCGAGAGAGGACGACGGAAAAGAGCGCGACGACGGCGAGGGCAAGCCGGACGGCGCGCGGCGCACGCGAGUACCUUCGUUCAUGGCUGAUUCAAGCAACGCAAGCACCGACAACAAGUCGCGCGCCACGCCGGAUAGCCAGAAACUCACCUCGUACAGAACUUCAUUAUUCGGUGCAACAGGCACCGGUAAUGUAGGAGCAAUGAACCCAAAUAGCGGAUUAGCCAAAGAGAGAGUGUUGAACUCGACGACCGUAGCCGAAAUGACUACACCGGUCGACGCUAUAAUCGAGGAGCGGUCGCAGGACAGCAGUAACAGUAGCAACACGACGACUGUUAACGCGACAAGCACGCCAGUUCCAAACGCGUCUGAUAAGACGGAUAACGUUGAGAGUAGGCCAGAGAAGGCACCAUUGGCCGGUGAGGGUGACGCGACGAAGAGCCACGCGGAUAAUGACAACAGCUUGAGCACGGCUGGGGGCGUGUCGUCGAGGAAUGUCAACAGGUGGCGCCACUCUACCUCGGAUUGCUUGGCGUGCGUGCGCACGAGGCCUCCGUCGUCGCAUGAGCUUCGCGAAAUAUUCUUUGCGGGCAUGGACGGCGCGGGGGUGGGGACAGGGACUGGGGCGGGGCCGGCGGGGGCGGGGCCUGCGGGGUCGGGGGCGGGCGAGCCUCGCAGCCCGCCCGCCAGCCCGGCGCCGGCGGAGCGCUCGCCGCACGCCGAGGUGCUGCACCACGUGCACUACAUGUCCAACCCCACGCACUUGAGACAGACUCGCUCAGCGCUGCUGUCGCUGAAGCAACGCCACCCAGACGUGUUCCGCAGUCCGUGCGUGUAUUCCGACGUGUGCGCUUUAUUAGCCCGCGACACAUACAUGCUGUGCGCGCGGCGUUUCCUGCAAGAGUUGUUCCUGGAUACAAACUUCGAGUGUUUCGCCGCGGAGCCCACCGCCUUGCUCGCUCGCCGCAUGGACGGCGCGGGGGCGGGGCCGGUGGGCGGGGGGGCGUUGGCGGGCGAGGCUCGCAGCCCGCCGGCCAGCCCGGCGCCGGCGGAGCGCUCGCCGCACGCCGAGGUGCUGCACCACGUGCACUACAUGUCCAACCCCACGCACUUGAGACAGACUCGCUCAGCGCUGCUGUCGCUGAAGCAACGCCACCCAGACGUGUUCCGCAGUCCGUGCGUAUAUUCCGACGUGUGCGCUUUAUUAGCCCGCGACACAUACAUGCUGUGCGCGCGGCGUUUCCUGCAAGAGUUGUUCCUGGAUACAAACUUCGAGUGUUUCGCCGCGGAGCCCACCGCCUUGCUCGCUCGCCGCGCCGACCACCGCCACAGCCAAUAGCGAUUGGCCACGCGUCUCUCGUAGCCGCGGUGACACGGCGGGGGCCGUCUGUGAAUGACGUCACGAAUAAAGCGUAGUUCCACAAAGACAAGUGGUUUUAUAUUGUCUGUAUUAGAUUUUUUCUGCAAUAAUUGCAAGAAAUAUUGGUGGCUCUUAAUUGUAGUGUUUGUUUCUUUGCAUUGAAAUUUUUAGAGUAAUAAUAAAAAUAACUUUUCAUAGCCUUGCCAAAUUUGUCGCGAUUAAACGAAACGCUUUUUUUGCUAAAAGCUGUUUGGAUUGAUUAUGGACACACAAAAUGGUAAUAAGCAUUUUUUAUACAAAUACGGAAAAAAAAUUGGCAAAAACAAUCAAGUACUUCCUAGGUUCAGUAGAGAAAUAUGAUACAGACACCAAUUAAUAUCUUAUAUUCGUGAUGUUAUUUACGGAUGACCCCGUUGCUUCCAGACUGCCACCAGCGUGGUGAGUCAAACUCAGUUCUCAAGUACAGUAAAAACCCCAAAUAUUUGGAAGCUUUUGUAAAUUGUUAAAUAUCGUUCUUAAUUGGUGUUAUACCUUUUGACUAACAACUCUUGUGACACCCAAGGGCUUAAUGUGGUCGGGGGCAAUGAGUAUUAUAAUAAAACCUUAAUAAGGUGUUUUGUUUCACGACUUGCGCAGCUAUUACUACUAUUAAAAUGUC
Molecule: messenger RNA, 7285 nt
Organism: Ostrinia furnacalis (Asian corn borer)
Lineage: Eukaryota; Metazoa; Arthropoda; Insecta; Lepidoptera; Crambidae
Gene: rictor
Product: rapamycin-insensitive companion of Tor
Exons: 30
Coding region: 184-6606 (2140 amino acids)
Biological process (GO): TORC2 signaling; positive regulation of phosphatidylinositol 3-kinase/protein kinase B signal transduction
Cellular component (GO): TORC2 complex
Molecular function (GO): protein serine/threonine kinase activator activity
Source: RefSeq, a predicted model, not a curated record